Messenger RNA from Panonychus citri (citrus red mite), 1826 nucleotides. Its product is annotated as 8-oxo-dGDP phosphatase NUDT18-like. Lineage: Eukaryota; Metazoa; Arthropoda; Arachnida; Trombidiformes; Tetranychidae. The coding region runs from base 323 to 1342 and encodes 339 amino acids. The record is from RefSeq and is a predicted model, not a curated record. The transcript has 5 exons. Gene Ontology annotation, molecular function: 8-oxo-dGDP phosphatase activity; 8-oxo-GDP phosphatase activity; magnesium ion binding.
CAUUAGUUUAAUUCAUUCAUCAGCUGAUCAAUAAUUUUGAUUUUACAAAAAUUUUGACAAAAAUAAUAAAAGUAAACAAUUAAAGUUAACAACUUUUAAUUAGAUUUUAAUUAACCUGUUAAAUCCUUAACAAUUUAGUUACAUUGAUCGAUAAGUGUUCAUCUUUACCUAUUUUGUGUUGUUGUUAAAUUUGUUUUCUCAACGUUGAGAUUUGUAAACGUUAACAAAUCAACAAAAUCGUUGGUUUCAAAUUUUGAUUUGGUUUUUUGUUUCGGAUUUUCUGGUUUUAUUUUGGUUUUCUGGUAAUUUUAUUUUCAUAUCAAUGGAUAUCAACAUGGAUAUGGGUACAUCGACCCUGGAAAAUUAUAUAAAGAGGAUUAUCUCUGGUAAAUCUUUACCUGAGAUUAAGGAUGUCUGUCAUUUCUCACUCAAAGAUCAGGCCAUUGAAUUGAAAGCAACCAAAGGAAUUGAAAGUUCAACAUGUAAAUUUACACCAAUCUGUAAACAGAGUAUAUUUUACAUCGUAACUGCGGUUAUAUUCAAUGAGAAAGAUGAACUUCUCAUGAUGCAAGAAGCUAAAAGUGAAUGUGCUGGAACUUGGUAUUUACCUGCAGGUAGAGUUGAACCAGGGGAGAAUUUGGUUGAUGCGGUUCGUCGUGAGGUCACAGAGGAAACGGGACUACAAUUUGAUCCAUUAACGUUAAUCUUGGUUGAGAAUGCGAAAGGUAAUUGGUAUCGAUUUGUAUUCACUGGUAUUAUUGUUGGUGGUCAAUUGAAAACGGUUUCACUUGCUGAUUCAGAAUCACUUCAGGCUUCAUGGAUUAGUGAUAUUAAUCAAUUGUCUUUACGAUGUCGUGAUAUAUUGCCCAUUAUUGAUCGAGCUCGAACUUAUUGGAGAGAAAAACUUUCCUGGCAUCGAUCAAUCUUACCUGUUAUUCAGAGUCAUGAUAAAAUUUUACUUCGUCUCAUCAUGAUAAUCAAAAAGAAGGCCAAUAAUCGAUUGCACGUUCUCGUUGGGGAUAAAGAUGGUAACCAUUUACCUGUUUGCGAAAUUAAUCCUCUUCGAAGUGUCCAUGCAACACUUAAGCGAUUCGUUCAGUAUAUAUUCAACAAUCAAGCACCACUUCAUCGUCCACACGGAAUCUUGUCCAUUGAACAUAGUGGUUUCCCUUUAACGGAAAAAGAUGGCCUGUGCUUGACUCUUCUUGUCUCUUGUGUUCUACCAAUGGAACAAUCAACUCCACGUGAAAAUUUCUCAUGGCAAGAAGUUAAUAUUGACACCGAAUCUCAACUUUUGGACAGUUUACCCAAAAAUCGAACCCUUGCUUUCCACAUCGUCUAAUUGGAAAAAGAACAAAAAAAUCCAACAAUUAACUUAAUUGUCUCUCUUUUAUUAUUAUCAACCUCUCUUCCUCUCUCUCUCUCUCUCUCUCAAGGCAAUUCUCAUUUUCAUUUUGAUAUUACAUGUAAAUCACUUCAUCUCCUUUAGAUCUGAUUCAAUUGCAAUUUCUAUUAAUUCAUCGCUAAUAAAUUGUCAUUAAUUUUUUUUAUUUACAAUCAUAAUUAUCUAUUGUAAAAGUUGGGAACAAUUAACUCACUGGAAAUUGAAAAUUUAGGCUAACAAAAUAUUCGUGGAGCUCCUGCUGCCAUCUAUCGGUGAACGAGAAAAAGUCAAUCAGCUGAUCGAGAAAUUUUAAUUCUCAUGUGGUUAUGUUGAUUUCUGAAAGUUUUCCCUAAUUGUGUUUAUCACCUUAAUUGUGUUCCAAUUUUUUAAUUUUGAUUAACCAUCAAUGUAGUAAUUAAAUUGUCUCUUCUUCUAUUUUGUA